CACAUUUUUGUAGUUAGCGGACUUACACUUCUGCGACCAUCCGUUUGAUCUGCUAUGAAACGCUUUCGCCGACAGAAACAUAAACUGAUAGAGCUUUUCCUUUAUCUUACGGUGCUCCAAGCCGGAGUGGUAGAGACCUCAGUUGACUCGUUACCAUGUGAAGCUGAAGAGGAGGAUCCUGACGAGGAAAAUCCUAUGGACAACCUCUCCUGUCCAUUUGCAGACGAACUGCAGUGUAUUUCUGUGUCUGAGCUUUGUAAUGGUGCAAAUGUCUGUAUUGGAGAUUAUGACGAGGGUGGACCUAGUGAUGAUGAGGAAGGGAUCCCAGGAUCUGGUGGAAUUCCCACAACUGUUAUGCUGGAAUGCAGUAACAGGACAUUUCAGUGCUCUUCAACUGAGGAGAAUUACCUUCUCAUUGAUGCUCUGUGUAACGGUGUCAAAGACUGUGAGAAUGGAGAGGAUGAGACCAAUGUUCUCUGUGAGAACAAGUGUCUCAUGCCAUACUACGGAGGAUGUCCCUACAAUAGGGAAUGCAUUCCGUCUGAGACUGGUGUCAGUUGUGGCGACUGUCUACCAGGGUUUAUUGAGUAUUCAGACGGAGUAUGCAUAGUGAGAGCUGAAUUUGAUCAAAAUAACUAUUAUGGAAGUGCAAUGGAUGGAGUCACCCAAGACAUAUGUGUAAUUUUAGGUCUUCAGCAAACCCAGUUCGAUUUGGGAGAGGGUGCUUUACCGCCUAUCCAUGCAUCUAUCAUUACAUAUGAUUCUUUCGGUAGAGAACCCCAAGGUAUAACUCUAACUAUGGCAUUAUGCUUAAUUCUGUUUACAUUAAUUUCUAUUGCAGGACUAAUAAACUCCAGUUUGUACUUUGUUAUCAGAACAAAUCAAACACAGUACUGCUUUCGCUCUCAGAUAGUUUUGGCCAUGUUUACUGCUCCAGUAGAUAGAUACAGGAUUGUUCUGACUGUUACUACUCUAGGCGUGCGCUAUGUUGAAGUUUCGAGACUGUUAAUAUAUGAGACCAUAUCUUACGAUGUCGCUGCUGUCUUCUAUCCUAAUACCUUGACUGUGAGAGAGGAUGCAGGAAGGAGACUAAGAGUUUGCAUUUCACUUGUGUCUAGCAAUUCAUUUGAGAGUCCACUAAUUGAAGUGAGCAGAGUGUCUAUAGUGAUAUUGAAUGACACAUCGUCCUCAUUAGAUUACGAAGGAAUGGAUGAGACUCUCACCUAUUCUAAGGCUAAGGAUCAGUUUGUUACAAAUAGUUCCUCUCAAUCAACUUACAUGGAAUGUUUCCGUUUGAAAGUUGCCAAUAAUGACCGUGUGGAGGAAAUAAGACUGUAGUACUGGGUCUUGCAAGCCCAACUGGUGUCAUAACACUGAGUCCUGAGAGAGCAGAUUCCCAAGCUACAAUCACGAUUGUUGAUGAUGAUCAUUACGUUACGGUCACUCAAGAGCAUAGCAGGUAUAAUGUGUCAGAGAAUAGAUUAUCAGUAGUGGUGUGUGGUGUGCUAAACACAUCAGACAUCAUUGAAUGUGCUGUAAACUACGAGUUUGAAGUCUCACUCAACCUUCGAGACAUGAGUGCUGAAUACCGGAAUGACUACGGACAUUCUCCAGUAUAUCUGAGGUUCAGUGCUUGUCAGAAUAAGGCAUGUGCAGAUAUAUCAAUUGUGAAUGACAACAUUACUGAGUACGAUGAAUCCUUUGGCAUUGUACUGGAGAGGACCCCGAACCUUGACAGUAGGAUUAGUCUCAGUCCUGAGUCGGCAGUUGUCACCAUCAUGGAUGAUGACGGUAUGGUGAUUGGCUUUAGUUCUAAAGAAUACACAACAACUGAGUCUCUUGGAGAGGUAUCUGUUUGUGUUAAGAUCCUAAACUCAUUUAAUGGAGAGGCUUUAGAGCCAUUCACGAUUGCUCUACUACCUGAUGAAGGGUUUGAGACGGCAAAUGCAGUUAAAGACUGUUACAAGACAAUAGAGUUUGUGAUUGGAGCAUCAGUGGAGUGUCACAAUUACAGCAUUAAGGAUGAUAACAUGUGUGAACUAGGAAUACCUCAACAAGGCUUUCAGAUCAGACUUGCAAUAAUUGCUACUGGAAAAGAGCAAUAAGGAUAGAUUCAAAACGUUCUAUUGCAACUAUUGUCAUUGACGAUACUUCAGAAAUGGAGUGCUUCGUGAGGGUUGGGUUUGAAGAACCCAGUGUCGUCAGCCUUUCUGAGAAGUAUAAGUCUGUUGAAGUUUGUGUGAACAGCACAUCUCCUGGAAUAGAGGAGCAGUUUUUCAUCAACAUCACGUCUCAUAAUGCCAAAAAAUUUUUAAUGGCACCUAUACCAGGAAGACUGUAUUUUGAGGUUAAUCAAACAAACUUGACUGAUAUUCAGUGUUUCGACCUGUCUGUUGAUUUUACCUCAAGUGCCCUCUGUCAAUAUUUCCCCAACUGCACUAAAAGUAAAUUUUCUUUAUCACUGGGAGAGCACAACGAAAGCAACCGUGUUUUCAUUGAUGUGGAUAAAUCAACAAUGGAUGUUGAUGUUCAAAUGCCAGAAAGAUGUGGAUGUUCAGCACAAAUAUCUUCAUCAAAUUCGUCUCUAAAUGGUGCAACUGUUGCAGCAAUUGUACUAGUAACAUUGCUUGUCCUAUUAGCUAUUAUUGUAAUUGUUAUGCUGUAUAGGAGAUGGAGACAAUAUAAUCAGCAAAGAGCUGUUGCUGUUGCUCAUGAUGCUGUAAUUUCAAACGUUUAUGAUACUCUGGGUGAAAGCAGCCAGUCAAUCAGACUCCAACACCUGCGAGAAGAGCUACAAAAUAAGAAUAUGAUCUAUUCAAAAGAUCAAAUACAGUUAUCCACGACUGUGGGACAAGGGGAGUCUGGGCUGGUUUACAAAGCCUAUAUCAAAAGUGCAGUUGGAAACAAACUUGUUGCAGUAAAAACAGGAAAAGCACUAUUCUCUACUGUUGAUCUGGAGAGACUGGCAAGGGAGGUGUCUACAAUGUUGUCGUUCGAGCACACUAAUGUGAUGUCUCUUAUUGGAGUGUGCAUUGAUAGAGAAAUGCCCCUCCUUAUCAUGCCAUUCAUGAUUAAUGGAAGUAUUUUACACUAUGUCAAACGUCACAAGGAGAAACUGCUGUUUGUGAAUGAAUGUGCGAAGGAAAAGAUGGAAGAAGCCCGUAGAAUUAUGCUAAAUAUGGCAUACCACAUCACCAAGGGGAUGGAGUACCUCUCAGGACACAAGUUUGUUCAUCGUGACUUGGCAGCAAGGAACUGCAUGAUCGAUGAAAAGGGAAUCGUAAAAGUUGCUGAUUUUGGACUAACAGAAGAUAUGUACUGCAGAAAGUACUUUCGUCGAGACAAGAGUGAACCUGGCGGUGAAGAGAAAGUCCCCAUUAGAUGGAUGGCUCCUGAGAGCAUCAAGAAUGACAUCUACAAUGAGGCUACUGAUGUUUGGUCAUUUGGUGUGACAAUGUGGGAAAUAUUUACAUGUGGGAAUGUGCCCUAUAAUGGAAUACAUGCCAUGGGCAUCCUCCCAGAGCUGGAGAGAGGAGCCGUUCUGGAGAUCCCUGACAAUAAAGCCUGCAGUGAUGACAUAUACCAAGUUAUGAGUUCAUGCUGGAAGUUGGAUGCAGCUAUGCGUCCCAGGUUCAGCGGACUGGUUACUACAAUAAACUGUUUACUGGAAAAGGAUUCUGGCUAUCUGGAGCUUCUAAACCUACCCAGUUUUGAAGCCUCAAGUUUACCAUUUAUUGGUAAG
Messenger RNA from Geodia barretti, 3742 nucleotides. The record is from the annotation of a GenBank genome assembly. Lineage: Eukaryota; Metazoa; Porifera; Demospongiae; Tetractinellida; Geodiidae.